Messenger RNA from Amphibalanus amphitrite, 5111 nucleotides. Its product is annotated as tyrosine-protein phosphatase 99A-like. NCBI's taxonomy places the organism in Eukaryota, Metazoa, Arthropoda, Thecostraca, Balanomorpha, Balanidae. The record is from RefSeq and is a predicted model, not a curated record. The transcript is spliced from 17 exons. Gene Ontology annotation, biological process: protein dephosphorylation. Gene Ontology annotation, molecular function: protein binding; protein tyrosine phosphatase activity. The coding region runs from base 243 to 4058 and encodes 1271 amino acids.
GAGGCAGUUCGGCGCGGACGAGGUCGGUGCGAGGUGCGACCGACUGAGCUUCGGUCCCGAGACUGCCUGUUCCGCCGCGCUGCCAAACCGAGCGGCAUGGUCUGCGGUCAGAGGUGACCUGAUCCCGACCAGAGACUCGUGCGCCGGUGGACUGUUGGACGUUCAGAGGGUGAUGCGCGCGGAGGACAUUGUCCUACUGUGACUGUUCCAGCCCUCCCACGUAUACAGUCUACAACCGUAAAAUGAGGUGGGCGGUGGUGUUAGCCACCUUGCACCUCUGCUGGAGCGUCUGCUCAGGCGAGGACAGCAUGUUCACGGUGUCGUCCGGGGGUAACGUGACGCUGCCGUGUCCCGACCAGGAGGGCGUCUCCGACCCUGUCACGGUGACCUGGUCGUGUCGCGGCUGCGGCCAGUCGCCGAGCUCCGGCGGCCAGUCGGCGCCGCUGCUGGUGGCCCGCUACAGCCAGGACGGCGGCGUCAGCGGUCCGCGCGCGCCGCGGGUCCAGCUGCGGCUGCCCUCCUUCCAGCUGGAGAUCGGGCCUGUCAGCGCCGCCGACGCCGGGCGCUACGUCUGUUCGGUGAACGGCGCGCCCAGCGCUCACUCGGUCUCGCUCGCCGUCCAAGACGUGCCGCGUGCGCCGCAGCGACCACUGGUGGUGAGCUUCACGUCCCGGUCCGCCGAGCUCUCCUGGGCGCCGCUGUUCACCGAGGCUCCUGCGCUCAGCUACCGUCUGCAGAAACGGCGGUACGACCCUUCGGGCCCGUGGGACCUGCACAACGAGAUCACCAUCCCCGGCAACCGCACCACCUUCAACGUCACGGGACUGCUGCCCUUCACGGCCUACAGCUUCCGCAUCUUCUCCGUCAACAGCGUGGGCCGCAGUCUGGCCAGUGAGCCCUCCUACCCGAUGGUCACACACAGAGAAGCGCCGAGCGGGAAGCCGACGGUAAUUAAGACGUUCAGUCCGAGCUCGGACUCGAUCGAGGUGGUCUGGAGGCCGCCGGACCGGUCCGAGAUGAACGGAGAGUUUAUCGGUCACGUGCUCGCCUACAAACCGAGGGACCAGGCCGAGACUGAGUGGAUCACGAUCGACCUACCGGGUAACGCCAAUGAGUCCACGAUGUAUGUCAUCGAGAACCUCACACCAUUCACCGAGUAUCUGGUCAAGAUCCAAGUAAAGAAUAUGAUGGGCGUUGGCCCGUUCGCGGUUGUCAGAGAAACAACGCUAGAAGGAGUUCCAGGGCCUCCUGGAAACCUGACUCACCAGUCUGUCGGGGACACAUGGGCAAUGCUCUCAUGGAAGGAACCAGAAAGGCCCAAUGGAGUUAUAGUCGGAUACUACCUGUACUUUGAGUUUCCACAAGGCAGCAAGACCAUCACCGAUAACAGAAUAAUCAGCGAGUCUCGUCCUCAUAUGGUUUACAACCUCACCGACUUGGUGCCGUACACCCGCUACACGGUGUGGCUGCACGCCAAGACCAGCAAGCACGAGGGUGACCGCUCCGAGACGCUCUCGCUACGCACGGACGUGGGCGGUCCGGGCGCGCCGCUGAUCACCAACGCCACGUGCCGCGCCGACACGUCGAUCGUGGUGCGCUGGCGUCGGCCGCGACAGCUGCGGGGAUCCAUCGACUUCUAUUACGUGCGCUACCGCGGCGAGUUCGACCCCGAUCUCGAGCAGGUCAUGAUCGAGACCGCCGUCAGCGUCGAGUACGAACAGAUUAUCUUGCGCAACCUGACGGUGGACACGAUAUACGAGGUGCAAGUGGUGGGAGUCACCAAGUCGCGCUUCAAUGACUCGCUGCUCUACUGGGGAGAGCCGUCCGAGACCCGGUCCGUGAGACUUCAGCACGACUGUGAGAGGAUCCAGCGCAUGGAGAGUCUGAAGAAGCGGCGUCACGUCGGCUGGAACCUCAGCUCAGGAAUGGUGACUGGCAUCGCCUGCGCCAGCUUCGCACUGCUCUUCGCGAUGAUGGCGUUUUUCAUUUGGAGGAAGUACUUCCAGGCUGCUUACAACUACCUGGACGAGCCCAACAAGACGCCGUCGACGCUCUCCACCGACUGGGAGACCGACUGUCCCGACGGGCCGGGCACCCCCAUCCCCGUCCACCUGUUCCCCAAACACGUGAGCCAACUGCACGCCGACGGCGACAUCGGCUUCAGCAAGGAGUACGAGGCCAUCCAAACGCAGACCCUGCUGGACGGAUACACCUCCGACUUCAGUCAGCAGACUGAGAACAAGGACAAGAACAGAUACCUCAACAUCGUGGCGUACGACCAUACGCGGGUGCCCCUUCAGCCGAUGGGCUCCCAGAAGCGGUGCGACUACGUCAACGCCAACUUCAUCGACGGCUACCAGAAGCCGUGCGCCUAUAUCGGCACCCAGGGCCCGCUGCCGGCCACCUUCGACUGUUUCUGGAGAAUGGUCUGGGAGCAGAACGUGCACAUUCUCGUCAUGAUCACCAACCUGGUGGAGCGCGGACGGAAAAAGUGCGACAUGUACUGGCCCCAAGAAGGAACAGAGCGGUACGGCGUUAUUCAGGUGUCCGCUCUCGGCCAGGACGUGAUGGCAACAUACACAAUCAGGAAGUUCCGGAUACAGCAUCUCAAGCUGAAGAAGAAGAGUCGUGCAGCCACGGAGCGCGUGGUGUACCAGUACCACUACACCAACUGGCCCGACCACGGCAUCCCCGACAGCCCGCUGCCCAUCCUCAGCUUCGUCAGAAAGUCGGCAGCCGCCAACCCCGACGGCGCCGGACCCAUCGUCGUCCAUUGCAGCGCCGGUGUGGGUCGGACGGGCACCUACAUCGUGCUAGACUCGAUGAUGAAGAUGAUCCGGGCCAAGGGCGAGCUGAACGUCUUCGGCUUCCUCAAGUACAUCCGGACGCAGCGCAACUUCCUGGUACAGACGGAGGAGCAGUACAUUUUCCUGCACGACGCCCUGUUGGAGGCCAUCGAGAGCGGUGAGACGGACAUCCACCGGACCUUCCUGCGCCGAUACCUGCACAACCUGCAGACUACCGAGCAGGACAUCUACCCCUGGUACAACCUCGACAGACAGUUCAGGUUGGUCACCCGAGAGCAGCCGUCUGACUUCAACCUAUCCUCGGGCCGGCACCCGGCCAACGCGCACAAGAGUCGCCACCCGGGCCUGCUGCCGAGCGAGUGCAGCCGCGUCUGCGUCAGCCCGCGGCCCGGCGUCGAGUGCUCCGACUUCAUCAACGCCUCCUGGCUGCCGGGCUUCGGUCGGCUGCGCGAGUUCAUCGUGACGCAGCACCCGCUGGCCUCCACGCUGGCCGCCUUCUGGCAGAUGGUCUGGGACCACAACGCGCAGACCAUCGUCCUCCUCAGCCCAGUCGAUGACCAGGAGUUCGGAAUCUUCUGGCCCCUGGAGCACGACGACUUGGAGUGCGAACACUUCCGAGUUCGUUUCACCGCCGAGGCUCAGGGAGGACAGUACAUCCUUCGCGACUUCACGGUCCAGUCUCGAACGGACGACUACGAGCUGGCCGUGCGCAUCAUCCAGUGCUCCAACUGGCCGGCCAGCUGCUCCCCCAUCGGACACGUCUUCGACCUGAUCCAGGUGGUGCAGCGCUGGCACCUCGAGUACCAGAACGGACCGUGCGUGGUGGUGGACCGGUUCGGCGGCACUGAGGCGGCCACCUUCUGCUGCCUAACCACGCUGAUGAAGCAGCUCGAGUACGAGUCGCACGCCGACGUGUACAUGUACGCGCGCCUGUACCAGCGGCGGCGGCCGGGCGUCUGGCCCAGUCGCGAGAACUACUUGUUCCUGUACCGGGCCGUCGAGGCGCUGGUGGCCGGCGGGUGCAGCACGCCGUCGCUACCGCCGCCGCCGCCCCCUCCGCAGGCUGUCGCACCCCAACCUCCACCAGACGUCACCGACGUGCCCCGGCCGGUGCUGAAGUCCAUCCUGAAGAAGGGAGGUACCGCACAGCGCGUGCGGACGUCCCGGGCCGGGGACACGCUGGUCCGAAUACCCCCAGACGGGAUGGAGAGUGUUACGGUGGACGUAGGAGAGGACCUGACCAGUACGUAGGCGGGACCAGCCUGUGGAUAGGUGUGUGUUUAUGUGACAAGUGAUAAACUAUAUACUCGGGCAGUGUACGUCGAGGACGAUCACUAGCCUUGACGUCCGCGGCAAUCAACUGUGCUCAAGCGGUCGGCUACCUGCCAACCAGAACAAAACCAGUGAAGACACCUUGAGAACCCUGAAGUCGUCUCUGGGUGUCCUUAAUGACUUGGUUGAGCGGGAAAAUAUGUGCAUUUCGGUAUGACGUAUCAACAGUGGAUCGAUGUCGGUGGUGUGUGGCUUUGUGGACAUUGAUGUCAAUCGCACGGACAGGAUUUGAACAGGGACGAGAUGGAUCUCAAGCAGUAGUUGGUUGAAGCUACUCUAGGUAUUCUGACAAUGGUUUGCUUAAUUCAGGAACUUGAUGUUCAAUUUAAGAAAUCGCUAACUUGACCAAGCGAAUGACUGGUAAACAGAUGUUCCAGCAUAUGUUACAGCAGUUCGCUGAUGGAAAGAUAGCAAACACAUCUAGUCACCGACUAAAGCAGAUGCCAUCCUGCUAAAUUACCUAUUUGACCGGUUGGCAGUUGACUUCCUGUGUAUUCAUUGUCGGUGAUAGCGUGAUGCUGUCGGAUGAGAAUGAUGUUUCCAAACGGACAUCAAGGUGAUCCUGCAUGUCGAUGGAGGUGUGUGUUGAAGUCGCCAUUGCGUGUUCAUGUAUAAAGUGUACAAACAUUCACCUAGCAUAUACUUCCAUCAGUUUGUGUGGGAAAUAUGAAACUAAUUUAUGUCGACAUGGAUGUAAAUUGUAAAGUAUAACUUUAUUUGAAUCAAAUUGUUGCCCUCUCGAAUAUUGCCAGCCUAAUGACUGAGCUGGUCUUUUGAUAUUUAUUUACAUCAACAUCAACAUCUCAAAGGAAAUUCUACAGUAAUGCAUGGAAUUGUGUGUAAACUCGCGUGUCUCGACAUACAAGCACGCGGAAACCGUUCACAAUAGAUCAUUGCAUGAACCUGUGAUAUUUUAUAGUGUAUUCACUGUGAUAUGUGACGUCAAUGGAAAUACACAUGAAACCGGAUAAA